Plasmodium vivax (malaria parasite P. vivax) is the source of this 2487-nucleotide messenger RNA. Its product is annotated as origin recognition complex subunit 5, putative. The transcript has a single exon. The record is from RefSeq and is a predicted model, not a curated record. Gene Ontology annotation, biological process: DNA replication; DNA replication initiation. Gene Ontology annotation, cellular component: nuclear origin of replication recognition complex; nucleus. The coding region runs from base 1 to 2487 and encodes 828 amino acids. Gene Ontology annotation, molecular function: DNA replication origin binding. NCBI's taxonomy places the organism in Eukaryota, Apicomplexa, Aconoidasida, Haemosporida, Plasmodiidae.
AUGCAUAAGCUGGCGAACAACGACAGUGAUAUAAACUCCGACGACUGCAACGAAACGGCGCAGGAGUGCAUUUACGGGUUCAGCUCUCCGAAGAAGCAGAGGCGGGGGGGCGGCCAGGGGGGAGAAUUGGAUGGUGAAGGUGAUGCGGACUGCGCCGCUAAUUCCGACUGCGAUGAUGAUGCGGACGGUGCCGCUAACGUCGACUGCGGCGCGGAUGUCGAUUACAACAGCGGAUUGCGGCGCGGGGGCGAGGCGCCGAGGGAGGGGCCGGCCCAGAUGAGCAUCGCUGGGCUGCACAAGAAUGAGCAGGACUUCGAGCCGGGGGGGGCGAACGACGCAGAGGAGGAGACGAAUGAUGAGUACACGGGGGAGAGCGGCGAGGAGGAGUACUUAGCGGAGGAGGACGAUGCGGAGUACUUAGCGGAGGAGUGCUUAGCGGAGGAGUGCUUAGCGGAGAGGGGGUCUCUCAAACAUGGGGCAGUGCCGCACGAGGACGACGGGACGUCCAACGCGUCUGACACUUCGCCCAAUUCGCGCACCUCUCACCGGUCGAGCGAGCCCGGGGAUGACCUCUUCGACGAGGAGCUGAACGAAAUGAUCGACCAGGAGUACUUCCGGGAGCUGAUCCCCGCCAUCCCCCACGACACGCUGCAGGCAUACAUCACCUGUCUGAAGAUGUUCGGGUUCGAAAGGGAAGUGCAGCUGCACCGGUUGGUGAAUCUGCUUGGAGAUUUGAGGGACCCCAUUUCGGUGAUUCAGGUUUUAGGCCUACCGGGCAUGGGAAAAACAAAAGUAGUGAAAAGCUUCGUCAAGCUAAAGAACGUGCCCUUCGCGUAUGUUAACUGCCUAAUGGCUCUCUACCAAUCUGGCAAAUCCGCAAAGAAUGUCAUCUACCAUACCAUCCUGAAGGACCUCAGCAUAAAUCUCUUGCACGAAUUUGAAGAAUACAAAAAGUCAAACUGCUUUACAAAUUACUCGCACGACCCGACCAAGUUAGUUCCCAACCAUGUGUCAAACACGGAUGUGUUUUUUAAUGUUCUUCAUAAGCUGUUGUCCUUUCGGCCCGAGGACGGCACGGGGGGAGAAGCAUCUCCAGGGAAGAAGCGGCGCUAUGGGGGGAAGCAACCAAAACAGGGUAACGGCGGCGGUGGCGAUGGCAACGCACCGGAGGCAUCUCCCAAAGGGGUGACGCCCCCGAAUCAGCACCUCCACAAAGACCAGCUGUACGACCGAUCAGUGGUGUUCAUCCUAGAUAACGUGCGGUACCUAGUGAGGACCCACCCGGAUUUAUUCUACGCGUUGACGAGAAUCCACGAGUAUAUUAGAGGGCCAUAUAACGACUUGACGAAGGCGAAUAAGACGACGAGAGGUCUAUGCGUCAUCCUAAUCAAUCGAUCCCCAUUGCCAGAUGAAAUUUUUGAUGGGCUACCCCAACCCCCAACGGUGUGGUUUGACUCGUAUACAGCAGACAUGUGCAAAAAUAUUCUAUACCGCUUAUACAACACCAUGUGCUUUGAAUCGCUCCUCACAUAUAACGAUAAGGAGGUGCAGAUCUACUGCGAGAAGGAAAACAAAACGGAGUUCCUAAUCAAAAGGAACGGCGUCAUACUAGAUAAUGAAGUGAUUUGCGACAUCUGGUGCAGAUAUGUAGAUUACAUAAUUAAUGUAUCUUAUAAGGACUAUAAGAGCGAUUUCCACGAGUUGCUUUUUAUAUGUGGCCACAUGUGGCCUCUCUUUAUUAAACCCAUUCUAGAUGGCACCUUAGAACCCAUCGUAGAAAAUAUGAAUGCUCUACAAAGGAACAUUGAUACGCAUAUCCGAGUGGCUACCUACAACCAUGCUAGCCAUUUUACAUUCGAACUAAUUGAUUCCGUUUUUUUGAACGAAAAUAAUUUGAAGAACAAAAUUGACUUAUCAUUCUAUUCUAGAGUCCUUCUUGUCGGGGCGUAUCUUGCAUCCAGAAAUGUGCCCCUAACGGAUAAACGCUUCUUCAAUGCCACUGUAAAGGGGGGUGCCUUUACCCUACCCAAGAAGAGAAAGGGCAGGAGCAAAAACGAAUCCAUUUUAACCUUAAUCAGUCAGGCGAUUCCCAAAAAUUUUACCUUCAUUCGAUGGAUAUGCUUGACGGAUUGCCUCCUCGUGUGCUUCUUCAAUGAGAAGUUAACACUUAACAGUCUUAUAUGCCACCAAAUAAACACCCUCAUUCAGCUCGGCUUCAUCAGCUUCUGCUCAGCAAACAAUAUGUCUUGUUUGGUUCGGAACAGCUUGAUGAAUGGCGUGCAGUGGAGUGGCUACUGCGGCAGUGCCCUGCUGAACUCCACGAACAACUUCUCCUCCCUCGGCAAUAAUAUCUUUUCCGAGGGGGCCAAUUCGGCUUCCUACGAGUCGCUCGACCCCUACACCAAGCUGGUCAUCCAGGUGCCCGAGGAGACCAUCCGCGGCAUCGCCCGGGACCUGAAGAUACCCCUCGACGAGUUGAUUCUCUGA